AUGGCCGACUACUGGCAACCCCAAUCGUCCUUUGCCAACCCUAGCUGGGUUCAAGGCAACCAGUCAUGCUGGCGCUCUUCGACAUUUCGUGACUUGAUCCAUGCUUUCCCUAAACCCAAGCGGACGGGUCGAGUGAUGAAACCCCGCAGCGCUGGGAACAGUCCUUCGUCUGCUGGCAGACGGCGCACAGCAACCAUCCCUUACAGUUCGCCCAUGUACCAGGGCUACCAGGCUCCUGUCAACACUGCCUUUGUAGCCUCUGCACUUGCCCGAACUGGCCAGAACCGUCCGACAAGUUGGCAUCCGGCUUUGGAGCCUGUUAGCUAUCCUACUACUCAGUAUGUGCCAGCAACUACGGCCUUGGACAACUUUGCCGCCAUUGGCGUGUGCCCUCAGCCACUGCCUACUGCCUCUGCAACCUUCGACAACUCUUCCAUGAUGUCAUCCUACACAACAGAUAUUCCAUGCUCGGAUAUGGGAUUCCCUUCCCUGCCUGAUGCACAGCAUCAGAUGUCGCUCCAACAAUCUACCAUGCUGCCGAUGAGCGAGUCUCAAAUUGAGCCCGUCUCCUGGGACACCAGCGCUUCAACCUUGUCGACAAUGGCAGAACCCAUGUCUGACUGCUACUCUUUCGACAUGUCAUCCAUGCACAACAACAUCCCUCCAGUCUACGUCGCAGGUUCGAGUUAUGAGAGUGUACCGUCGUCGGGUUGCUUGACUGGCCCUCCUACGCCUGACUUUCUACCUAUUCAGCGACCUGAUGACGACCUGCAUUCGCAGGUAGAGUCCUUGCCCGAGAAGCAGAACGAGGAUGAACUCGUCGGAAUGGGUCUGUACAGCAACCCGGAAGCUUCGCUGGGAAACUCGCUCUUAGGGCUUUCCGGCAAGGGGCUGAAGUUGGAGGAGACUUUCACCCCGUCUUCCGACAAUGAAGCCGAAGACCAGGACGAUGAAGAUGACCAGGAGGAUGAGGACGAUGAUGACGAACAAAAUCAGGAUGAGAGCCCCGUCAACAACAAGGGCACUGAUUCGAACCCUAAGCAGCCUGAAGCUGAGACUUUUCAACAACCGAUCAAAGCACCUGGCAACAUGAUGCAAAGAUCCUUUUUCUUUGAUGACGACGACCUCGAGCAGCAUGCCGUGGUCGAUUCCCAGCCAUUUAUUAACAUGGCUAGCCAACCCUGUAUGAAUUAUGGUUAUGGAUGGAUUUGA
Aspergillus luchuensis is the source of this 1212-nucleotide messenger RNA. RefSeq lists its product as uncharacterized. Lineage: Eukaryota; Fungi; Ascomycota; Eurotiomycetes; Eurotiales; Aspergillaceae. Bases 1 to 1212 code for a protein of 403 amino acids. The transcript has a single exon. The record is from RefSeq and is a predicted model, not a curated record.